Messenger RNA from Dreissena polymorpha, 848 nucleotides. RefSeq names its product 60S ribosomal protein L13-like. The record is from RefSeq and is a predicted model, not a curated record. Gene Ontology annotation, molecular function: structural constituent of ribosome; RNA binding. Gene Ontology annotation, cellular component: cytosolic large ribosomal subunit; ribosome. NCBI's taxonomy places the organism in Eukaryota, Metazoa, Mollusca, Bivalvia, Myida, Dreissenidae. Bases 144 to 803 code for a protein of 219 amino acids. The transcript is spliced from 5 exons. Gene Ontology annotation, biological process: translation.
GUCCGGUAAAAAAUUGGAAAGGUAUUAAUAAUGAUCUUUUCUGUAAAUAAAAUCUUUGUGUAAUUUAGAUUGAUAACUUAACCAAUCUGUUUACACGACUUCCUUUUCCGGUUGGUUGUUGUAAGAAAGCCUAGACAACCACCAUGUCUCCCAGGCGAAACAACGUUAUCCCUAACGGGCACUUUCACAAAGACUGGCAGAUUCGAGUGAAAUGCUGGUUCAACCAGCCAAUGAGAAAGAAGAGGAGGAUGGCAAAGAGAGUCCAAAAGGCUAGAAAGAUUGCCCCUCGCCCAAUGGCUGGUCCCCUUAGACCAAUUGUCCGAUGCCCGACAUUUAAGUACAACACCAAGGUCAGGGCAGGACGUGGAUUCACUCUCCAGGAACUGAAGGCAGCUGGCAUUUUCAAGCGACAAGCCCUGUGCAUUGGUGUAGCUGUGGACUAUCGCCGUAGGAACCACUCCAUGGAGUCCCUGCAGCAGAAUGUUCAGAGGCUCAAGGAAUACAAGUCUAAACUCAUCCUCUUCCCCAAGAAACAGAGCAAGCCUAAUAAGGGUGAUGCUACAGAGGAGGAGAUCAAGAUGGCCACACAGCUGAGCGGUCCCCUGAUGCCCAUCACACAGCGGGUUGUGCGUGAGAAGGCCCGCGUCAUCACCGACGACGAGAAAAGAUUCGAUCCCUACUUCUCCCUACGACAGGCUCGCGCAAAUAAACGAUUACAAGGUUUCAGAGCGAAGAAGGCCAAGCAGGCUGCCGCAGACGGUGUGGGAGGUGGUGAGAAGGGGAAGAAGAAAGAUAAAGAAUAGACAUGGUGUUCCUUGUACAGCCAGAAAUAAAGAGAAAAACAGUCA